AUGGGAGACAUACUGUUUGAGAGCUUUGAGGCUCGGCACCUGAUCGAUGGCCUCCAGGGGCAUGAUGCGGUCGAAUCAAUGCUCGUGACUCUAGAAGCAUGGGUUUUACAGGCAGUGGAGCAGCUUAAAGCCAACAACGGGUCCCUGAAAGUAGGGAGGUCAAAUAACCUUUCCGAGAAUGACCUCGACGUGAACGUUUAUUUGGAUGGAGCAGCCCAAACCAAAUUGGCACAAUGGCGAGGAGUCCUUCGCCAGGUGGUUAAAAAAUAUCACGAGACUGCAUUUGGUUGUACAGUGUCUUUAUUGUUGCAGGGCAGCCCCGAGACCGGACGCCCGGACACGCUGUUGGUUCUGACGUUUCUGGGCAAAGGUCAGACCCAGGAAACAGAAGAAGCUCCCAAGAGCUUGUGCCAGGAGAAGACAUUACGUCAAGAGACAGAAUGUGCCCCCUUCCUGAAGAUGCACUGCCAGACUCACCCAGAAGGGCUGGAAUUGCAUAUCAUCUCCCCUCUUCCAGAAGGAAUGCAGGGUUUUAUAGAGAGCCUAGACGUACGAGUCCGGCAAUCCGCUGGCGACCUCACUCUCACAAACCGGUCGACGAGCUCAACUUCUGAUCCAUCAUACAAUGAGCUGAGGACAGUAUGGAAUUGGAAUGCCUCGGUCCCUGCGAUGGUACCGAGAUGCGUACACGAUAUCAUCGCCGAGCAAGCCCGACGACGCCCACUGGCACCAGCAGUGUCUGCCUGGGAUGGUGACCUAGACUACCAGCAACUGGACCAGAGUUCGACUCGAUUGGCCCAUCACCUCGUACAUCUGGGUGCUGGGCCAGAUGAUAUCAUCCCUCUCUGCUUCGAGAAGUCCAAGUGGAUGAUGGUAGCUAUCCUGGCAGUAAUGAAAUCAGGUGCAGUAAUCGCUGCACUGGAUCCAACUCAACCAGAAUCCCGCCUGCAAACAAUUGUGAAACAACUGCAAUCACGUUGGAUGAUUGCAUCGCCGGCUCAGAUCGAAGUGGCCGCUCGUCUGGGAACAAAAGAUGUCAUCCCACUAGACGAGAUCCAGCUACAGCACCUACCGGAGUCGGGAAGCAAAGAGCUUCCCAGUGCUAUUGCCUACCAGCAUGAGGCAUUGGGGAUCAAAGAAACGUCCCGAGUCUUUGACUUUGCGUCAUAUGCCUUCGAUCUGGCCUGGGGAAAUAUCAUCCACACAUUCGCUUCCGGGGGAUGUCUCUGCAUCCCCUCUGAGAGUGACCGUCGAGGAAACAUCACCGAGUCAAUUCGCAGGCUCGGAGUAAAUCAUCUCCAGCUCACUCCUACCGUUGCUCGCCUCAUUGAUCCCCGAGAUAUACCAGAAUUAAGAUUGAUACUCUUGAUCGGAGAGGCAAUGACCCAGGCUGAUGUUGCUCAAUGGACACCAUACUGUGAGCUCAUCAACUCAUACGGCCCAGCCGAAUGCACGGUAGCGGUUACAUACCUGAGGGUCCCUCGGUACACACCUUGGGAUUCGAGUAUGGGCAAAGGUGUUGGUUGCAAUACCUGGAUUGUCGACGAGGCCCACGGGGAUCGACUGGCUCCCUUUGGACACACAGGCGAGCUGUGGUUGGAGGGACCUCUGGUCGGACAAGGGUACCUGGGGGAUCCAAAGAAGACCGCGGCAAGCUUUGUUGAAGACCCCGCAUGGCUGACGCAGGGUGUUCCCGGUGUUCCAGGACGUCGAGGCCGGCUAUACAAAACUGGAGAUCUGGCGCGAUACAACCCAGAUGGCUCGUUGGUCUAUUCUGCUCGCAGGGAUACGCAAAUCAAGAUCCGUGGACAACGCGUCGAGCUAGGAGAUGUGGAAUAUCAUCUUAAACUUGCACUGCCCGACGAUGUUCCAUCUGUAGCAGCCGAGGCGAUUACCCCGCGGGGUAGCGACACAGCGAUUCUGAUAGCUUUCAUACCCUUGAGGGAAGCAGCUGGUGAUGAUGUCAAUAGAACCAGACAAGGUCUUGCUAAAUGUUUACAUGGGGUCGACGAAUACCUGGCCGAGCAAAUGCCCGCCUACAUGGUGCCCAGCAUGUACCUCGCGGUCCCUGAGAUUCCCAUGACGACCACGGGAAAGACAGACCGAUUGCGACUACGAGAGAUCGGAUCUUCUCUCACAAUAGGCGAGUUGACAAACUUGCAGCCCUCACAUGCAGCGGUUCACGAGGCCCCCCAGACCGCGAUGGAGCAUCGUCUCCAACAGCUUUGGGCGGAGGUUUUGAACGUGGAUGCUUCUGAGAUCGGUCGAGACGAAAGCUUUUUCCUUUUGGGGGGCGACUCUAUCUUGGCUAUGAAGGUAGCGGCCAAAUCGCUAGCAAGAGGAGUUCCUGUGACGGUGCAAGAUAUAUUCCUACACAAGACCAUCCGGCGUCUCGCGCCGCGGGAAAAUCGACCACGUGAUCUGACCAAUGAGAGCCAAGGCUCCGGGGUGUCGAACAACAAACAUUUCGCCCUUUCUUCCGUCCAACAGGCUCUCAUCAAUUUCCACCAAGAUAAAGAUGGCCACUCAAAUCGAAGUUCUUUCGUCCGUAUUGUGCGGCACCAGCAACCCGAUGGUGUGCGACGCGCAAUCCGGCUACUUGUCGCGCGACACUCAGUGCUCCGUGCUCGCUUUGACCGUGGCAGCGAUGGGACAUGGAUGCAGCAAAUCAUCUCAUGUACUGAUGGAACUUAUCGCUUCGUCCAUCAUGUCUUGCAAUGCUUAGAUGACGCCAUUCCGGCCCUUAAUGAUACUCAACAGUCCUUGAACAUUCAUACUGGUCCUCUAUUUGCGGUCCAUCUGAUUGACACCCCAAGACAUCAGUACCUGUUUCUUACAGCGCAUUACCUGGUGGUCGACAUUCUGUCCUGGCAAAUCUUGCUCGAAGAGCUGGAGGAAUGCCUUGUCACUGGAACCAUUUCUAGCUCUUUGCCACUCCCCUUCCAAACCUGGUGCGAACUCCAAGAGGAAUACGCAUCGGAAAACAAAUCAUUCGAUGAUGAUGAUGAUGCGUCAUCGGAUAUGGGAGUUCUCGUUGGUGAGUACUGGGGGAUCCCGUCAGGGCUUAACACACAAGGUGAUGUGAAGGAGGCUGGAUUUACCCUGAGCCAGCAGACAACCAGCAGUUUACUUGGACCAGCGAACAGUGCAUUACGGAGUGAACCCAUCGACCUAUUGUUAGCUGGACUGCUGCAAUCUUUUAUGAGUACCUUCGCCGACCGACAACCCCCAAUCAUCUUCAGCGAGAGCCACGGGAGAAAAUCAUGGAGUCAAGACGUCGACCCAUCCAGGACGGUGGGUUGCUUUGCCAACAUGAGACCAAUUGCAGCAGCACCAAAAUCCGGUCAAACGGACAUUUUAGAACUAGUUCGCUACAUCAAAGAUCAUCGGAGACAGAUCCCUGGCCAUGAGUGGUCUUACUUCGCAUCGCGGGGUUUGGACCGCGCUACAAAACAGAUGCUUGGCAGUCAGGCUUGCCACGAGAUCACUUUCAACUAUUCGGACCUCAAUAAAAGCUUCAAUGAAGAUGGAGCCCUCUUCCAACGUUGCUCCGACCUUCUGGAUCCAGUGUCACACAUUGCAGAACACAUGGACCGGCUUUCCUUGUUCGAUGUUUCCACAGAGCUCACUGAAGGACGCAUGCAGUUUCACUUCAAAUACAGCACGCGGAUUCAGAAACAGGGCGCCAUUGAUGAGUGGAUUGUAGCAUUCGAACACUCCUUAGAAAAAACAGCAAUUCAGCUCAUCAACACGCCACCCAGCUACACGUUGUCUGACUUUUCGUUGCUACCCCAGACACUAGAGAUGGAAAAGGAACUGGAGAGGCUUCUACACGUUGGAUUAUCCUACGGGCAAGUUGAGGAUAUAUACCAGUGCUCCCCUUUGCAACAAGGUAUUCUGUUGAGUCAGGCAAAAAGUCCGAAUUUGUACUGGACCCGAGUGCAGUGGACAGCUCGAUCCAGCAGUGGAGCCUCAAGCCCAGUGGAUGCGGCCAGAUUCGAGCUUGCCUGGCGGCAGGUCGUGAAACGUCAUAGUGUGCUCAGAACCAGAUUCACUGAAAGCUUUUCUUCGGAUGGUUUGAGUUACCAAGUGGUUCUGAAAGAUAUCUUGCCCGAUGUUCAGACUAUUCACGCCAUGGACCCGGUAGACGCCGUUGUGAAACACAGAUUGGCCAGCGUGUCGCGAACGCGACCAGUGCAUUCGCUUGUUCUUUGCCCAACAUCGCAAGGUGGCCUUUUUUGUGAUCUGGAGAUCAGUCAUAGCGUUAUCGAUGCUCUAUCAAUCCAACUUCUGAAUCGCGACCUGUGUGCCGCAUACGAUGGGCUACUCCCUCAAGAACCAGGACCUCUCUACAGUGAUUAUAUUCGGCACCUCCAGACCUUGCCCGGUGAAGACGCGAAGAGGUUUUGGCAGAGCCAGCUAGCCGACGCUCAAUCGUGCAUUUUCCCGACCCUGAACGUUCCGAUUGCCCAAAACACGGACUCAGGUGCAAUUCACUCCCUCCCUAUCAGGGUUGAGACGUACCAGACCUUGCGCCAGUUCUGCAGAGUCAACGACUUGACCCCAGCAAACAUAGUCAGUCUGGCAUGGGCUUUGGUCUUACGAACCUACACUGGUAGCGAAUCCCUAUGCUACGGGUAUGUGGUAUCCGGCCGGGACGUGCCUGUGCGCCACGUCGACCAGGCGGUUGGAACGUUUAUCAACAUGGUAGUGACUCAUGUGAAUCUUGAUAACAAUCGAGCACUUCUCACUGUGAUACAAGAAAUACAGGAAGCGUACUUGCGUGGACUGAAGUACAAUUACUAUCCUCUGGCAAACGUCUUGCACGCCCAAAGCACCGAAGGGCAGCCAUUGUUCAACACUGCGCUCUCUGUGGAGACUACCAGGGCCGAUCUCGCGAGCUCAAAUAUGGCCACUAUUACACUUGAGGAUGAGAAAGUGUAUGAUCCGCAUGAAUAUGACAUUGUGGCGUCGGUGCUAUUGCUAGAGGAUAGUCCCAAAAUCUUGAUCAACUACUCCGAGCAUUUGCUAUCGAAGCAACAAGUCGGCGCAGUAGCUGACACAUUCUUGCAAGCUCUGGAAAACAUCAUGCAUCAUUCAGACAGCAGCGUGGGAGAUCUAGAGAUGAUGACCAGUCACCAAGAUCUAGCCACAAUUUGGGGGUGGAAUGCGGAAGUACCAGAGACGCUAUCCGGCUCCUUGCUUGACAUGAUCAACCUGUGUGUUCAGCAAGAGCCUGAUGCACCAGCUGUAUGUGCCUGGGAUGGGGAAUUGUCUUACCGAGAGCUGGACGAUACAUCCUCUCGACUGGCUCAUCAUCUUCUGGCGCGCGGUAUCAAGCCCCGUUCGAUUCUGCCGCUAUGCUUCGAGAAGUCUCAGUGGGUGCCUGUGGCCAUUCUGGGUGCGCUCAAAGCAGGCUGUGCCAUAACAUUGAUGGAUGCAGAGCAACCAGAAGAGCGAUUGCAGCUCGUGGUAAAGAAGUCUACAGGGCCAAUUCUGACAUCUCCAGGCUGUCGAGACUUGGCCCGCCGAUUACAACCCGAUUACAUCGUUCUUACUGAACAAUCCUUGAAGGGUAUGCCUCAUUCUGACGCUCUCUCUUUGCCGAAGAUUUCGUCCACCGACAUGCUCUAUCUCGUGUUUUCCUCGGGCACCUCUGGAACCCCAAAAGGCUCCAUCAUGACCCAUGGGAACGCGUGCUCCGCCAUUCACCACCAAAAAGCAAAACUCGGGCUGCCGGAAUCUCCACGAAUGCUAGAUUGUUUGUCAUAUGCUUUCGAUGUCCCCUGGUUCAACUUCUUCUAUGCGUUGACCUCGGGUGGCUCUUUGUGCAUCCCGUCUGAGAAACAGCGGAAGGACAAUCUUCCAGGCUGCAUUAGAUCAAUGAAUGCCAACUACGUCCUUUUGACUCCAUCAGUGGCUCGGACAAUUGACCCUGCAACGGUGCCCAGCCUGGAGACGCUCACUUUGGGUGGAGAGGCUAUAACUGCAGAUGACAUUACGCGAUGGCCCAAUCUCAAAUUGCUGGGCGCGUAUGGUCCCUCUGAAUGCACAAUUGUUGCAACGAUUUACCACUUCCAGGGCCAAUCAGACAAAGCCAGAAUUUUAGGUCACACCUUGGGGUUAAAUGCUUGGGUGGUUGACCCACUGCAUGGAAAAAGUCUCGCACCGCUGGGCGCGGAGGGUGAGCUGUGGCUCGAGGGGCCACUCGUCGGACAAGGGUAUCUCGACGAGGCAGAAAAGACUGCGGCAACCUAUGUCGAGGACCCCGCCUGGCUCUUGCGUGGGGCACCGAGCUGCCCUGGGCGUCGGGGCCGGGUCUAUAAGACAGGAGAUCUCGUACGAUUCCUGGCGGAUGGAUCUCUUCUCUAUGCCGGGCGCAAGGACAGCCAGGUGAAGAUCCGGGGUCAGCGUGUUGAGCUCGUGGAAAUAGAGCACCACCUCCGCCAAGCGCUCCCACCCGGGGUGGAUGUGCCGGUGCCUGUGGAAUUAAUCUGCCCCCGGGGUAGUGUGAAUCCUGUGCUAGUGGCCUUCGUUCCCAUAGGUCAUGAGGCUAUCAAGUCACUCAAGUCCUGCAGUAAGGCACUGGGCCAGUAUACACAUGGAGUCGAAGACCGUUUGAAUAAGACCUUGCCAAGCUAUAUGAUCCCUCGCAUGUAUUUCCCCGUGGCAGAGAUCCCGUUCACGACAAACGGGAAAAGAGACCAGCGCAAGCUCAAACAGACAGUGUGUUCACAUAAUUUAGAGCAGCUGGCAGCCCUGCAACCUUCACAGCACAUGCGCCGCGAGCCCUCAACAGAACUGGAAUGGCGUCUUCAAGGAAUGUGGGCCGCUAUUUUGGAUAUAGAGGCGAAAUCCAUUGCCGCAACUGACAACUUCUUACGCAUUGGAGGUGAUUCAAUUGGGGCAAUCCGGCUCGUCCGACUAGCUGCGGAGCAGGGCGCCAUCCUUACGGUGGCGGCAAUCUUCAAAUUCCCCAUUCUAUGCGACAUGGCUCGUCAGGCGAAGCGGGUCUCAGAUUUACUUCCGGAUGAUAUUGCUCCCUUUUCACUGUUGAAAAGAGAGAUGAGCCCGUCUCAAAUCCGGUUGCAAGUUGCCGAAUCUUGCCAUCUAGAUCCAUCUUCCGUGAAAGAUGUCCUUCCAUGCACACCGCUACAGGAAGGCCUGCUUUCUUUGACAGCCAAACGACAAGGUGCUUAUGUCAACCCUCAGGUCAUGCGACUGCACGAUUGGGUCGAUAUCCCACGCUUCACAGAUGCCUUGAACAAGGUCAUCAUGGAAACAUCGAUCCUACGAACUCGUAUCGUCGACCUCGAUGGGCAGGGUUUGGUACAAGUCGUCACAACGCAAGCACCCGAGUGGCACUAUGGCCGCAGUCUAGACUCACUUAUUGAAGAGCACCUCAGCUACCCCAUCACACUAGGGACGGCCUUGGCCAGGUGUGGCUUGGUUGAGGGCUGUGGCGACCGCGAUGACCGGGAAAUUUUCUUUUUGCUGACAAUCCAUCAUGCGCUAUAUGAUGGCUGGUCAUUGUCUCUACUUCUAACAGAGGUUAGCAAGGCUUACCACGGAAUCCUGAGUGAUGGUCUUGUUCCUCUCAGCUCAGUGAUCAAGCAUGUGAAAGAUCUCGGCGCUGAGGCCGACGCAUACUGGCAAAGCACACUGGAUGGUCUGGUAGCAGUGCCGUUUCCUUCCCUGCCCUCUCCGGCGUACCAACCAUGUGCACGAAACCUGCUGGAGCAUCGGAUGUCCCGCAUCCAGUGGCCAAACAAUCAUAUAACGCCAGCGACGUCUCUUCGCGCGGCCUGGGCAAUUCUCACAGCCCAUUACACUCAGUGUGCCGAUGUUAUCUUUGGAUCUACCGUAACCGGACGACAGGCUCCAGUUCGUCGCGUGGAACUAGUUGAAGGCCCAACCAUCGCGACGGUUUUGGUCCGUGCCACUAUCCGCGAAAGGAUGAACGUCAUUGGCCUGUUGGAACAGAUGCAGGAGCAGUCCGUCGACAUGAUACCCUACGAGCAGCUUGGGUUGCAGCAAAUUCAGAGACUCAGUGCAGACGCCGAAAGAGCCUGUCAGUUCCAGACAUUACUAGUGGUACAGCCGGCACCAGACACGACGGAAACAGAUGAAUGGGCCUCACUAUUUAAUGAAGAGGGUGUCACUGAUCGUCAGCCUCCCCUCGGCAGCUUCAACUCGUAUUCCCUCCUGCUGCAAUGCCAGCUGGCGGCGACCGGUGUGUCACUUCAGAUGAGUUACGACUCAAAUGUCAUCCCUGAAACACAAGCGCAACGACUAGCCCUUCAAUUCGAACACAUGCUACGCCUUCUUUGCGAUGAAUCUCUGCAUCGACGCCCCGUUUACCACCUCGAAGUGAUCUGCGAGGAAGAUCUCAAGAGAGUCUGGUCCCUCAACUCCCCGGUCCCGUCUAAAGUGGACGUGUGCAUGCACGCUCUGAUCAUGGAGCAGGCCCAGCGGAAGCCCGCAUCUGAGGCUGUUGCCGCAUGGGAUGGAAAUCUGACAUACAGUGAACUAGACAAACUCUCCAACAAGCUAGCACAUGAUCUACUCAAGUUGGAAGUCGGUCCCAAUGUCAUGGUUGCGCUUUGCUUUGAAAAGUCUAUGUGGAUGCCCGUCGCAAUGCUUGGGGUCAUGAAAGCUGGUGGUGCAUCAGUGGCUCUUGAUAUCACACAACCAGAGGACCGUCUUCGGACAAUUUUGAAGGAAGUCCAGCCUCUCCUCCUUCUGAGCUCUGCGCAGGCAAACAAGAAGGCACAUCUCCUCACUGAUAAACCUGUUCAUGUCGUCUCCCGGCAUACCCUCGACGUCGGCUGGACCAAGACCAUCGAAAAUGGCCAGUUGCCUGCCGUUCACUCGACAGAUCGACUCUAUAUCAACUUUACGUCAGGUAGCACAGGGGUUCCAAAAGGUGCUAUCAUGUCUCACGGUAACCUGGCUAGUGCGGUUUACCACCAGCAAGCCACUCUCGGGUUCACCGAGUCUGCCAGGGUCUUCGAUUUUCCAUCGUACGCAUUCGAUGCCUGUUGGUUGAACUUCCUCCAUACAUUGGCAGUCGGUGCUUGUCUCUGCAUUCCCUCCGAUGAAGAGAGAAAGGGUGAUAUCGCAGAAUCUAUGCGUCGCAUGGCUGUGACCUAUGCAUUCCUCACCCCGUCCGCCGCACGUCUAGUUGAUCCAGGAUCUCUCCCUGACCUCAAGACCCUCGUUCUCGGCGGCGAAGCGUUGACACAGCAGGAGAUAACUCAGUGGGGAGGCCAUGUGAAACUCAAGAACAUCUAUGGUCCUGCCGAAUGUAGCAUUGUCUCCACUGUGUUUGAUGUUGACGACACUAAAUGUCACCCCGGAACAAUUGGAACAGGCCGAGGAUUGGCGACAUGGGUGGUUGAGCCAACGGAAAGCUGUCAGUUGUCGCCUUACGGAGCUGUGGGUGAGCUUUGGGUUGAAGGUCCUCUGGUAGGAUCAGGUUAUCUUGACCGUUCCGAUCUUACUGCGGCCAAUUUUAGCGAAUCUCCUCCCUGGCUACUGCGUGGCCAGCUCGGUGGGCCAGCGGGUCGAUCCGGCCGUCUCUACCGCACUGGUGACCUUGUGCGCUAUAAUCCAGACAGAACUCUGGUCUACGUCGGCCGUAAAGAUGCCCAGGUCAAGAUUCGUGGACAGCGUGUGGAGUUGGCUGAAGUCGAGUAUCACCUAAAACAAGCCUUGUCUCCGGUGGCCGUAGAUAUUUCUGUGGCUGCUGAGGUGGUCAGCCCACAAGGCAGUGCUAACCCAUUGUUGGCUGCCUAUCUCGCAAUCGGAGAUGCUGCGCUAAGUCCACUGGAGACCGUCAGAGCGCAGCUAAAUCACUACACCCAAGGCGCCAAGGAGCGCCUGGCAGACCGAGUACCAAGCUACAUGGUGCCCAGUCUCUUUCUUCCAGUGGUCAGCAUUCCGAUGACGGUAAUGGGCAAAAGGGAUCGACGACGGCUGCUUGAGACCUGGGCAUCUAAAUCCUUGGAAGAGUUGACGGACUUGCAACCAACUCGAGGCAACUACCAAGCACCCACGACCGACGUAGAAAGCCAAAUUUUGGGACUCUGGGCUGUGUGUCUGAAUAUUGCCCCUUCGAAAAUCAGCAUAAAUGACAACUUCUUCGCUCUUGGGGGUGACUCGAUAUCCGCGAUGCAGCUUUCCGCAAAGAGCCGAUCCAUCAAUCUCCAAAUUGCGGUUCCAGACAUCUUCCGGUGCAAGACUAUCGCUCGACUGGCACUUGCUGUCUCCCCCUCGGCGAACUUGCCUGUAGAUGAUAUGCAGGACGACCAGGGUGAGCCAUUUGCCCUUUCCCCGAUCCAGCAGAUGUUCGCCGACGCGCAGCAUGGGGUCCCCAAUCAUUUCAAUCAGAGCUUUUUUGUGCAGGUCCGUCAGCCAGUCACAAUUUCUCAAAUCAGCACCGCAGUGGAUGCCCUAGUGAUACAUCACGGCAUGUUGCGUGCUCGCUUCGACUGCACUGGAGAUAAUAUUUGGACCCAACGAAUCCUCCCCCCUGGAAGCCCGGGAAGCCAUCGCGUCAGUGAACAUGACGUUGCAGAUAAUGAGCGUAUUUCGGGUGUAAUCUCUCGGAGCCAAACGUCUUUGGACAUUCAGAAUGGACCAGUGAUGGCCGUCGACUUAAUCAAUACCACCGAGGGCCAAUCCCUGUUCUUGGUGGCUCACCAUAUGGUCGUGGACUUGGUCUCUUGGAGAGUUAUUCUGGCCGACCUGGAAGAUCACCUUACCACUGGAUCAAUCUCCGGCUUUCCCUCAUUAUCUUUCAAGACUUGGUGUCGCUUGCAGGCUGAUCAUGCGCAGAAGGAUUGUAAGGUGGAAGCUGCUCUCCCGGACGGGACUUUGCCUCUUCCGCCUACAGAGCUCGACUACUGGGGUCAGGCCCACACUGUAAACACUUUCGAAGAUGUGGCCACGGGCAAGAUUGUACUUCCACAGCAAGUGACAGAGACAUUGUUGGGCCCUGCAAAUGCAGCAUUCGACACACAGCCAGUGGAGCUCCUCCAUGCGUGUAUUUUGCAUUCCUUUGCGAAUACAUUCCAUGAUAGGUCACCCCCAACAGUAUUCAGCGAAGGUCAUGGCCGUGAGCCUUGGAGCUCUGCAAGCGAUGUCUCACGCACGGUCGGGUGGUUCACCACUAUGUUCCCAAUAGUGGCUACCGCCAAGCAGGGAGACACUAUCGCCAGAUUCGUUCAACAAGUCAAGGACACUCGACGCCAGACGCCAGGCAAUGGCCGGCCAUACUUUGCAUGUAGGUUUCUCAGUCCGACUGGCAAGCAGGUACUCCAAGUCAAUGGCCCUGUUGAAGUGAUAUUCAACUACUUCGGCCUGUAUCAGCAGUUAGAGCGAAAAGACUCUCUGUUCAACCUACGCAGCCUGCCCGAUGAGCUUGAUGAACUUUGUGACAUUUCUGGAAAGCUGCAUCGUUUUGCGCUGGUAGAAAUCUCGGCAUCGGUAAUGGAUGGAUGUCUGAACGUCGAUUUCCUCUAUAAUAAGCACAUGCAACACCAAGCCUCUAUCCGUAUGUGGGUCGAAGUAUGCAAAAGCACCCUCUUGAAGGCAGCACAAGAGCUUCCCCUAGCUCAGCCAAGCUACACCCGGUGCAGCUUCCCGCUGCUACACUUGAAAGACCCCGACCUGCCAAUUCUCCGACAAAGAUUGACGGAGCUGGGGCUUGAAUAUGGAGAAGUGGAGGAUAUAUACCCUUGCUCACCGCUGCAAGAAGGAAUCAUCCUCAGCCAGAUCAAGAACCCAUCACUUUACAGAACUCGAAUCCGCUGGAUGGCGAAACCUGCACAAGCAUCCUCAACACUCGAUACAAACCGACUCAGAUUUGCGUGGCAACGUCUGGUCGAUCGGCACGCAGCCCUUCGUACUGUUUUCGUUGAAAGCAUAUCGGGCAGGGGGUUGAAAGAUCAACUCGUGUUGAAGGACCUCCGGGCAAACCUACAUUUUGACCAGUCCACCGAAAAGGCCAGAAUCGAGGGCACACCAGCAUCAUUGGGGGAAGUCACUUCAAAAUUCUCUCUGUCGCCCCAAAUACCAGGCAUAUUGUGCGAGCUGUCCAUCAAUCAUGCGUGUAUCGACGCCCAUUCCAUUGGAAUUCUCAAGGAGGAGCUGUGCGCCGCAUAUGAUAACAUGCUACCUUCCUCUCUGGCACCUCUUUACAGUGACUAUAUUCAAUUCAUGCAGUGCUUGUCUCCUCCAUCCGCCGAGGCAUAUUGGCAGGACUAUCUUCAAGGGGUUGAGCCCUGCAUAUUCCCUCAGGUUGGCAGCCAAGUUGCGGAGAGACAGCGGGCGCAAAACAGCAUCUCAAGAACAUUUGACCAUGAGCUACACCUAGAACUGCGUGCCUACUGCAAGGAACAUGAGCUGACUACAUCCAACGUUUUCCAUGUUGCCUGGGCGCUUGCCCUACGGGUCUAUACUGGCUUGGACAACGUAUGCUUUGGAUAUCUCACAUCAGGUCGGAACAUUCCCCUUCAGGAAGCUCAAAAGACUGUUGGGCCCUUCAUCAAUAUGCUUGUCAGCCGCGUCGACUUGGCGGGCAGGCAAUCCCUUACGGAAUUGGUGCACAGAAACCAAGAAGAGUAUCUUCGAGGUCUCGAAUUUCAGCAUUACCCCCUAUCGAGAGUCUUUCACAUGGCAGAAACGCCCGAAAAGGAGCUUUUCAACAGCGCAAUAUCAGUUCAAGCGAGUGGAUCAGUUACCAAAGACAGCAAGUCGAGCGUGCUGAUUGUAGAAAAAGGAGGCGAUGAUCCAACCGAGUACGACAUCAUGAUGAACAUCGGGGUUGGUGAUGAAGGAACCGCGUUGGACUUCUCCUUCAACGAGUCAAUGAUGUCUGAACGCCAUGCACGGAGUGCCCUUGACGUGUUCCUAUGUGCAGUCAAAUACAUCGUGCAACACGGGACUGAGUCAGCUGCUGAAGCUCAUCUCAUCAGCGACCACGAUUCGCGGACCAUUUGGGAUUGGAACUCCUGCACUACCCAGCCUCAAGACCGCUGUGUACAUGAGCUCAUCAUGGAACAAGCAGAGAGGCAACCAGAGGCCGAGGCAAUCUGUGCGUGGGACGGCAGUUUCAAUUACAUGGAACUCAAUGCCCUGUCUACAAAUUUGGCACACAAGGUCCGAAGUUUCGGUGUUGGGCCCGGCAUCAACGUUCCUCUGUUCUUUGAAAAGUCCCGCUGGAUGUCCGUCGCUAGCUUGGCUGUAAUGAAGGCUGGUGGAACCAUGGUAAGCUUGGAUCCCGCUCUGCCAGAAGAGAGACUGCGCACCAUCGUUGAACAGGUCCAGCCACUGCUUAUACUUGCAUCAGAGGGCACUCACGUCAGAGCAUCGGCUCUUGCAAACUGCAACGUGAUUCGGGUCGAAGGCACAAGCCAGACUGGACAGGAAACUGCUGAUGAUACUGCUUUGCCCACGGUCGACCCUGCCAGUAGCCUGUAUCUGGUGUUUACUUCUGGGAGCUCGGGUCUGCCAAAGGGCGUGGCUAUCAGUCAUUCAAAUUUCAGCACAGGUAUUGCUCAACAAAGUCAUUUUUUGAGACUAACCGCCUCCGCGCGGGUGUUUGAGUAUGCUUCGUACGCAUUCGAUGUCUGCUGGGGAUCGAUUCUUGCUACCCUCGGAUCCGGUGGCUGCGUCUGCGUACCCGAGGAGUCAGAGCGCCGUGGAGAUGUGAGUGCAACAAUGCGUCGUCUGGGGGUGAACUACGCAAGUCUUACUCCGUCUGUCGCGCGUCUUCUGGACCCUUCCCACACGCCUUUACUCCAAACCCUCGUCUUAGCCGGAGAACCUGUAUCGCAUGCAGAUAUAAAGCAAUGGAGCCCGCAUGUCCAUCUCAUCAAUGCUUACGGGCCGGCAGAAACCACUGUAUGGGUGACAUUUGCAAGCCUUGAGUCAAGCACGUCCACCCCCUCCAUCGGAAAAGGCCGGGGUUGCAAUACAUGGAUCGUUGACCCAUGUCGACCCAGUCAAUUGAUGCCACUGGGAUGUGUGGGUGAGCUCUGGCUGGAGGGUCCACUUGUGGCGCGUGGUUAUUAUCGCGACCCAGAACGCACCGCGACUGCAUUCAUCAAUAACCCGAGAUGGUUGGUCGAGGGUUCAGGAGGUCCCCAUGGCUCCGGUCGUGAAGGACGGCUUUAUCGGACCGGCGACUUGGUUCAAUAUAUGUCAGACGGCUCACUGAUGUACAUUGGGAGAAAGGACAACCAAGUGAAGAUAAAUGGCCAGCGAGUGGAACUCGAGGAAGUUGAAAAGCAUGUCCAACAAGCUAUGCUGGCAGACGGAGCUGCAUUGCCCAUGGCCCCCGUGGUUGCUGCGAUCGUCAAUCCCAAAGGAAGUAGCAAACCAACACUGGCAGUCUACCUCGCCCUCGGGAAACCGGCAUCAGGGCCAGUCAAUGGAGUUCGCGCGGCUCUCAGUGCCUAUAUCAAGCUCAUAAACCAGUCGCUGGAAAGGCAUUUGCCGAUCUACAUGAGACCAAGCAUCUAUAUUCCCGUUGACGAGGUCCCCACGACUACUAGUGGCAAGGCCGACCGCAGAAAACUCCAAGCCUUAGCUGCCAGUCGGACGCUAGCUGAAUGGGCAAGCCUUCAGCGUGCUGAGGCUCAACAAUGCGCAGCAGCAUCUCCAGUAGAGCGAGAGUUGCAAAUACUGUUUGCCGAAGUAUUGAACAUCGACCGAAGUCUCUUGGGUGUGAACGAAAGUUUUUUCUCACUCGGGGGCGAUUCAAUCACCGCAAUGCAGUUAUCCGCCAAGUCCAAGUCAGGUGGUGUCUACAUCACGGUUGGCGAUAUCUUCAGGUACAAGACCGUCGUGCAGCUGGCAAAGCAUACGAGUUAUGUUUCUGCCGCCUCCACCCAGCUAAACGAUGCCACGGACAGCCUAUUUGAGCUGUCCCCAUUCCAACGCCUUCUCUUUGCCUCUCAGGAUGUGGGCAAGAACCUGUUUAGCCAGUCUUUUCUCGCCCGUAUAUCACGUGCUUUGGAUUUAAGCGAUCUCCAACUGGGAAUUGAGGCUUUGGCAAUGCGCCAUUCUAUGCUUCGAGCUCGGUUUGUGAAAGGAGCUGAUGGGCUCUGGCAGCAAAAGAUUCUGCCUGGCACAGCAGGCUGCUAUGUGGUCCGCACCCACCAAACUACUCAACUUGAAGACAUAGAACUUCUGCUCCAUCGCAGCCAGGAGUCCAUAGACAUUGUCGAAGGCCCCGUAUUGGCUGUGGAUUUGAUUGACACCAGCCAGGAUGGCCAGUAUGUCCUUUUGGUCGCGCACAAGUUGGCAGUGGACCUUGUGUCAUGGAAAAUCAUCCUCGGAGAUCUGGAAGAGUACAUGAUGUCGGGGAUAAUGAAUGGGUUGCCCCCAUUCCCAUUCCAAUCUUGGAUAAGUGAACAGGUGAACCAGGGCCCUGAACGUUCCUCUGCGCAGGUUGCACCCCCUCUCAAACCAAGCCACCCCAGCAAGACUACUGGGGCAUGGCCCUUGCGCACGGUAGAAACACCCUGGGAAAUUCCAGUCAGGCCAGCUUCACGCUUGAUAGAAGUAUGA
Penicillium brevicompactum is the source of this 15579-nucleotide messenger RNA. RefSeq names its product acetyl-CoA synthetase-like protein. Gene Ontology annotation, biological process: secondary metabolite biosynthetic process; amino acid activation for nonribosomal peptide biosynthetic process. NCBI's taxonomy places the organism in Eukaryota, Fungi, Ascomycota, Eurotiomycetes, Eurotiales, Aspergillaceae. The record is from RefSeq and is a predicted model, not a curated record. The coding region runs from base 1 to 15579 and encodes 5192 amino acids. The transcript is spliced from 3 exons. Gene Ontology annotation, molecular function: phosphopantetheine binding; catalytic activity. Gene Ontology annotation, cellular component: cytoplasm.